UUUUACACCUUGCUUGUCGAUAAGAGAACCAAGCCAAACUUUCAAAACCUCUCCAUUUCUUCCUCUUGGUUCUCUUCUCUGGUUUUCAAUCGUUUCCAUUUCCAUUUACACCUAUAAGAGAAAGACAGAGCCAGAAAAGAUUGUACGACUUGGAAAAUGGUUGCACUCUUGUCAACAUGGCCAUGGGAAGGCUUGGGAAGUUUCAAGUAUAUCCUAUAUGGACCGUUUCUUGCAAAGAUCUUACAUGCAAGGCAUCAAGAAGAUACCUGCAGCCAGGCCCUUUGGUGUCUGCACAUUCUAAUCUUAUGUACUCUUAGGUGUUUCAUGUAUCAUUCAUGGACCACUUACAGCAACAUGCUUUUUCUUACUCGAAAUCGCCGGAUCAUCAAAGAAGGAGUAGAUUUUAAGCAGAUUGAUAAAGAAUGGGACUGGGAUAAUUUCAUUUUGCUUCAAGCAGCUCUUGCUACAUUAAUCUUCUACAAGUUCCCGUUUCUUGCUGAUCUUCCUCUAUGGAACACAAGAGGCUUCGUUGCUGUUGUUUUGCUCCAUAUUGCAAUCUCGGAGCCUCUAUAUUACUUGACGCAUAAAUACUUUCACGGGAAGUAUCUGUUCACCAAUUACCAUUCACUCCAUCAUUCCUCUCCUGUCCCUCAACCCUUCACAGCUGGCCAUCUCACACUUCUUGAGCAUCUUGUGUUGGCUGUUGUGAUUGGAGUUCCUAUUGUUGGGGCUUGUUUUCUUGGACUUGGAUCAAUAAGCAUGAUCUAUGGCUAUGUCUUGAUUUUCGAUUUACUAAGAUCUUUAGGGCAUUGCAAUACCGAAAUCUUGCCCCAUCAGAUAUUUGAAAAAUUCCCUUUUCUUCGAUACCUCCUAUAUUCGCCAACAUAUCACAGCCUGCACCACACGGAGAUGGGUACCAAUUUUUGCCUUUUCAUGCCCAUUUAUGAUCUGCUAGGCAACACCCUGAACAGCAAAUCAUGGGACAUGCACAAGAAAUUCAGUUUAGACGCAGGUAAAAAUUCUAGGGUGCCAGACUUUGUGUUCUUGGCUCAUGUGGUGGACAUGACCUCAGCCAUGCACGCCCAAUUUGUAUUCAGAUCAUAUGGAUCCAUGCCCUACACAACUAGAGUUAUCUUACUCCCUUGGUUGCCAGUUUGCUUUGUCGUAAUGCUUCUGAUGUGGGCUAAGUCCAAAACUUUCUUGGUCUCCUUCUACAAGCUCAGAGGCAUGCUGCAUCAAACUUGGUCUGUUCCUCGCUUUGGUUUUCAGUACUUUUUACCGUUUGCCGCUGAUGGCAUUAAUAAACACAUUGAGGAGGCUAUUCUAAGGGCUAAUAGAUUGGGAGUCAAAGUUAUCAGCCUUGCUGCAUUGAAUAAGAAUGAGGCUCUGAAUGGCGGUGGUACACUGUUUGUGAACAAGCAUCCAGACCUUGAAGUUAGAGUUGUUCAUGGUAACACACUAACAGCAGCUGUGACUCUCAAUGAGAUUCCAGACGAUGUGACAGAGGUAUUCUUAAGCGGAUCUACCUCCAAACUUGGAAGAGCAAUUGCUCUUUACCUGUGCAGGAAAAGAGUUAGAGUUCUGAUGUUGACAUUAUCAACAGAAAGAUUUCAAAAGAUUCAGAAGGAAGCCCCAACAGAAUAUCAGAAGUAUCUAGUCCAAGUGUCAAAGUACCAAGCUGCUCAGAACUGUAAGACAUGGAUUGUUGGCAAGUGGAUUACACCUAGAGAGCAAAGAUUUGCACCACCAGGGACGCAUUUUCAUCAAUUUGUGGUUCCACCAAUUCUGCGGUUCAGAAGAGACUGCACGUAUGGUGAUCUAGCAGCUAUGAAGUUACCUGAAGAUGUUGAAGGACUAGGAUGCUGUGAGUAUACCAUGGAUAGAGGUGUUGUCCAUGCAUGUCAUGCUGGUGGGCUGGUUCAUUCCUUGGAAGGUUGGACUCACCAUGAAGUUGGAGCAAUUGAUGUAGAUAGAAUUGAUGUUGUAUGGGAAGCAGCAUUGAAGCAUGGACUGAAACCAGUCUCAGGCGUCAGAAAAUUGAUUCAGCAUUAGAACUGAAUUGGUUUUUGGCAAAAUUAUUAUGGCAUUUCAUUUUACAGGUUGCCAGCUAUGGCAGAAUUUGGCUCAAGUCAAUACAACCUAAAAUAUUGAAUUACAAAUUAUCAAGAAAGAACUUAAGGAUUACAUGUCUUGUUCGAUUCUACCGUUUAUACAUUCCAGUGAUGAAAUAGCAUUUCAACCAGUCACUUUCCAUUGA
Messenger RNA from Coffea eugenioides, 2257 nucleotides. RefSeq names its product protein ECERIFERUM 3. Gene Ontology annotation, molecular function: iron ion binding; oxidoreductase activity. Gene Ontology annotation, biological process: lipid biosynthetic process. The record is from RefSeq and is a predicted model, not a curated record. Bases 157 to 2052 code for a protein of 631 amino acids. NCBI's taxonomy places the organism in Eukaryota, Viridiplantae, Streptophyta, Magnoliopsida, Gentianales, Rubiaceae. The transcript has 11 exons.